ACCGCACGUCACCCCUUGUUUACAGUGCGAAACGAGAUCUAUCAUUGUCCAGUUUUCGGUUCCACGUGGCCUUUCAAUUUGCCGCGCGAAACAAUACUUUUCCUACAACACACUGUCUGUAGUGCAAAAUAAAGUCUAGUCUAUAACGCACGCGACACUCAUAUCUAUCCCUGUUUAACAUCUAGUGCACAAUAAAGAUGAAAUGAUUUUAUAAAAAUAUAUGAGCAUCAAGUGCUAUGUCGAUAUGAUAGAUUUCCUAACCUCUAAGAGUGUCGUCGCUUAACGCUUAGUUAUUCUGUUUAAAACAGCGAGACAAUUUUUUUCCUUUCAAAUCUUUAUUUUUACAUAAAAGGACAUCGGUUAAAUAUAUGUUUAUUAAAAUAUAAAAAAUAAAUUAAAUUUUAUCGUAUUACAAAAUCGUACUUAAAACGAUUUCAGAUAAAGGAAUGCAAUUUAAAUGCUGAAAAGUGCUACGACUAGAAGACAUCUAUCACUUUUGUAUUUGGUUAUGAUCUAUAAUAUAAUAUUUUUGAUAUCUCAUGGAAAGCAGUGAAAAAGGCACUAAUGAAUCAGGCUCUGAUCUGGACUGUCCAGAAACUUCUAAUAACUGGAAUAACUUAGAAAGACCAUACGAAUGGACUUACACAAUGAGAAGAAAUAUGCAGGAAGUGGUACCUGGUGUGUUUCUUGGACCAUAUAGUGCUGCUAGUCGAUCUAAAUUACAAUCUCUACUAGAACAUAGGAUAACACAUAUAGUUUGUGUCAGACAUGCUAUUGAGGCAAACCUUAUAAGGCCAAAUUUUCCUAAUCACUUCAAAUAUCUAGUCCUAGAAAUCGCUGAUACGAUGACAGAAAAUAUCAUUCAACACUUCAAAACAGUAAAGACAUUCAUUGACGAAGGCUUAAAUUCGGGUGGUCGAGUUCUUGUUCAUGGAAAUGCUGGUAUUUCAAGAUCUGCAGCAUUAGUUAUGGCAUAUGUUAUGGAAACAUAUGGAUAUUCACAAUCGCAUGCAUUCAUGAUAGUGCAACAGAAAAGAUUUUGUAUAAAUCCAAAUGAAAGUUUUAUGACACAAUUAAGAGAGUACGAACCCAUCUAUCAAGCUAAAAAAACUUUGAAAAAUGAUCAACAGAAUCUAACAAGUCGACAUAGCAAGCGAAAAAUCCACCAGAUUGAAACGGAUAAUCAAACGCAAGAUAAAAUUGAUACAAUGGACAGUUGAUGAUAAUUCAUAGAAAAUGAAGAAGAAACCAAAGCUCAUAUUAGAUUGAAUAAAAAUUUCUUUUUCUGUCGACAUUUCAAUUUUUAUUCCGUCUUUUAUCUAUCGUUUGAAAUAUGUAUAGGAAUUCUGUAAUAAGGAUGUACUGGAUAUUUGACAAUUAUUCGCUAUCUGACUGGAUUACAAA
Molecule: messenger RNA, 1404 nt
Organism: Pogonomyrmex barbatus (red harvester ant)
Lineage: Eukaryota; Metazoa; Arthropoda; Insecta; Hymenoptera; Formicidae
Product: serine/threonine/tyrosine-interacting protein B
Biological process (GO): negative regulation of SCF-dependent proteasomal ubiquitin-dependent catabolic process; protein dephosphorylation; negative regulation of protein binding
Cellular component (GO): cytoplasm; nucleoplasm
Molecular function (GO): F-box domain binding
Source: RefSeq, a predicted model, not a curated record